AUGGGAUUCAAUAACAGGACAAAGCUAGGAGAUAUCCUCAUAUUCUCCUUCUUCCUCCUGUUUGAAGGUCCCGACUGGUGUCUGUGCAUCCAAAACUUGCAGUCCCGGGCUACGAUGUUUGGAGACGCGAUCUGGAAAAGCUAUGGGAAGCAUAACUACCCAGAGAAACCUCCUCAACAUACACUUGACAAGCAGGCAACUUUAGAGAACAUCCCACUGCACAAUGCCUGUAGGAAGGGGGACCUGGGCCGAGUGAGACGCAUCUUGUCCCGAGGUGGUGUCGACGUCAACAGUAGAGACAAGAGGCAAGGAAGGACACCACUCAUGAUGGCCGCACAGAAGGGACACAGAAGAAUAUUUGAUCUUCUUAUAAGAAAAGGAGCUAACAUAUUACUGGCGGAUCAUAACGGCAACAAGAUCGUACACUUAGCCUGCAUUGGGGGACAUGUGGACAUGGUGAAAUAUGUACUCUCUCAAUGCGGCGUUGAUAUUAAUAGUAAAGAAAAGUCUUGGAAAACUCCCCUGAUGAAGGCUGUGUAUCAUGGACACAGAGACGUGUUUGAGUUUCUCGUAAGUAAGGGAGCUAAUAUGUCUCUAGUGAAUAAGUUCGGCGACAACAUACUUCAUGUUGCCUCACAUGAAGGACAUGUGAAGAUGGUUAAGCAUAUCCUGUCACACGACCUAGUCAACAUUAACAGUAGAGGAACUUUGGGAAGGACAGCACUGAUGAGUGCAGCGUAUUAUGGACGUAGAAAAGUGUUUGAUCUUCUUGCGAGUAAAGAUGCAAGAAUUUCCUCAGUUGACGAUUAUGGUGACAACAUCCUUCAUCUGGCCACAUAUGGUCGACAUGUGGAGAUGGUGAAGCAUAUCCUCUCACAGAACAUGACAGACAUUAACGCCAGGAACGAGAAUGGGGAAACAGCAGCCAUGAUAGCCAAGCGUACAAGACAAGCAUACUCAUCUGCAGAUGGGAAGCAGAACUACCCCGAGAGACCUCCUCAACAUAAAGUUGACAAGCAGGACACUUUACAGAACAACUCACUUCACGAUGCCUGUAAGGAGGGGGACCUGGGCCGAGUGAGACGCAUCUUUCACCGGUAUGUGGUCGACGUCUUCAGCAGGGACAAGAAGGAAGCAGCACUGAAGGGGCAUAGAAGAAAACCUGACUUUCUAAAUAGAAAAGGAGCUAAUGUAUCACAAGUGGAUUAUUACGGCAACAAUAUCCUGUAUUUGGCCUCUGAAAGGGGACACCUGGGCAUGGUUAAGCAUGUACUAUCACAAUGCAGGGUUGAUAUUAACAGUAGAGCAAGGUCUGGAUCAACUCCCCUGAUGAAGGCUGCAUAUUAUGGGCACAUACACGUAUUUGACUAUCUAGUAUGUAUGGGAGCUAAUAUAUCACUGGUAGACGCUUACGGCAACAACAUCCUGCACUGGGCCUGCAGAGGAGGACAUUCGAAGAUGGUAAAGCAUCUCCUGUCACAGGACCUGGUGAACAUUACCAGUAGAGGAGCGUCAGGAAGGACACCAUUAAUGAAAGCAGCGUAUAAUGGACAUAGAAAAGUGUUUGAUCUUCUUGCGAGUAAAGGUGGUCAAGUUUCCUCAGUGGAUGAUAUGGGUUACAACAUACUUCACCUGGCCUCUCUGCGUGGACAUGUGGAGAUGGUGAAGCAUAUCCUCUCGAAGAAUAUGGUAGACAUUAACGCCAGGGACAAGGAUGGGUCUACAGCAGCCAUGAGAGCAAAGCGUUACAGACAAGAUGCAGCAUAUGACCUUCUUGUGUCGCGGGGCUGUCCAGUGCAAUAA
Molecule: messenger RNA, 1803 nt
Organism: Haliotis rufescens (red abalone)
Lineage: Eukaryota; Metazoa; Mollusca; Gastropoda; Lepetellida; Haliotidae
Product: ankyrin-1-like
Exons: 3
Coding region: 1-1803 (600 amino acids)
Molecular function (GO): protein binding
Source: RefSeq, a predicted model, not a curated record